GACGCUCUACCUUCUCUCUUAAUUCCCCGGAUCUAGCUUCUCACGGUCUCACCCAAUGCUUGAAUGCCGCCGGCGGAGGGCCAUGAGACCGUUGGCGCUGAAGGAAGCCCUUGUAUGCAGCGGCCAUCAACGACCCUUCUCGGACAUCAACGACCCUAAUUUCUCGUCAAACCUUCCGGAUGCUAAGAAUUCAAUCCUCCAACUUUCUCAUGUAAAUUGCAGAUCGAAUAGUUCUAUAUGUCAAUCGAUUCUCACCACUAGUUAUGUAAAAGCUGGCCCUGCUAUUGAUUGUGAAAAUGCCCAUGUCCCUAUAACUGGCUGUGAAAAUGUUGCCUGUGAUAAAAGUAUUGCUAUGUAUGAUGAAUUUGUCCCAAAGAGUAUAGUAGCUGCAUCUGAUAUUCCCCUUGCUGCCGAUGAUGCUUCCGAGGCAUAGAAAGAAUAUUAGGUCCAUAAGGUAAACCUAAAGGUCCCUAAGGUUAACAGUGUCAGUGCUACUGACAGCAAUGUUGUUUAUAAGGGGGCUGUGAUGACAAUUCAUUUUCUUGAGCCAGUUGAUGGGCAUUAGGGAUACCCGACCAGUAUCUUGGCGUGGCAACACACUGGCCAGACCUGAAUAUGUCACGUGUUUUGUGUGUUUGCAGCCAUGGCGGUGUCAGAUGUUUCACUUUGUCUAUUAGUGAGCUUUGUCUGAACCUCCAUUGUUGUUCAUUUAUGGAAGAGAUUUGUUUGAUGUCUAAGUUUAAACAUCUAACUUUUCUCUUAAUUUUUAUAGAUUAUAUUGAAAGUCAUUCUACAAAAAAAAUGUUCUUCCCUUGCUUUGAUAUUUGUGGAAUAUGCAGUAGAAGUUCUCCAUUGAAAUAAGACGGAUGAUGGUUAGUAAAACCUCUUGAUUUGAUAUCUGAUAGGUUAUUCUUGGCCCAACAAUCUUAGUAAAACCUCUCCCUUAAAGUGUUAAAGUAAUUGUCCUAUAUGAGACUAAAACAAAAGUGAAAUGAAAAAAUAAGACUUGAUAUGUUUUCUUCCCUUAAACAUAUGAGAAGAAAACAUAUCAAGUCCUUUAAACAUGAGAAUUGGCAUCUCGGUUUUGCCCCUGCACCGAUUUAACCUUGUUUCUCUCCUUUUACCUUCAUAAUCGACAAACUCCUUCUCCAAGCACCAAAGCAAAUCCAGAGUUUUUAACCGCACAGCAAAACAGAUCGAUAGAUUGCUUCUCUUCCUUGUACCGUUUUCUCUUCUUCUCACUAGAUCCAUCGAUUUCUCCUGCCCUGCUUAUCAAAUCGAUUUCAUCACCAACUUCAUCCCUAGCCGCCGACGUCGCCGACAACUCCGCCGCUUGCACGCCGUGAAGUGGCAACCCCGAAUUUAACACAGGCAGCAGCGAUGAGAGUAGGAUGGCGGCGGCAAAGGCGGAUGACGGCGCUGGUUAGGUGGUGACAGAUGUCGAUGAUGCCACCGGUAGGGAUGCGGCAACGCCGGCUAAGGCCCCGACAACAAUUUGUUCGUUCCAUAUAUUUUUGCAACAGGAAAACCGUUCCGAGUUUUCCGCUAGCUUGGGUCCGCAUAAGCCUCAAUUAAUUAUUGAUGAAGGAUAAAAUUGGAAAACCGGUCCUUCUUUAGUCUUACGAAUUAUUGCUUUCUUUUCUAGUCCUAUUAAUGCACAUUCAACUAGUUUUAGUCUUAUAUAGGUCAUUAACUCUAACUUUGGUCAAUAUACGCCGUGGGCAGCACAAAAUAAGAUGUGCUAAGAUCCUCAAUACGUUUUUCCUUAUCAUACCAGUGAAGCCAUCCUUUUCUCUUGUCAUAGCUUUUCCUUGCAUAUGAUUGUUUUACGCGAACAAAGAGUAUGAUAAUGUAUGUUAUAGGGAUCAGUCAGCGCAUUCCUUCCCGUUGAAAAUGGAAGAUCUUUUAUUGGACAGUUUUUUCAUUAAAUUCCACCAAAAAAACGAACAGUCUUCAUUCUUGUGUUACCUGUAAAAUUAAGCAUGCGGCUUGCUGAUUACUGAUUAGCAUUGAAAUUCUUCAUCACUUGCAAGGUCAAGUUCAUUUUUUAAUACUUGUUGACUUUCAGGUAAUGCAUUUUUUUGUACUACCUCCGUCCCCCUGUUUUUGUCCCAUUGCGGUUUACGAUGCUUGACCGACGAUAAAGCAAACAGAUCCCUGUCCGCACUCAAAUUAUUUUUUGAAAAAAAAAAUUACAUAUUCAGAAACUACAUUAAAAGCUUUACAGAGUCGCAAAUACCUGAAUCAAAUUUGAUAAAAAUUUGAAACAUAAAGUAAGAGAUUAAGAGUGAUUUGUGUUAACCAGGUGAACAGGAAACGGGACAAUAACAGGGGGACGGAGGGAGUAUUACUUAGUGGCUGAAAUCUGAAAGUUCUAUCCCGCAACCAUAUUUUAUUAAUCUGAAAGAUCUAUCCCGCAGAAAAGUUCUACUUUUCAUUACAUCAAUUAAAUUGGCAUAUUGUGAAUUCUAUUCGACUAUUCUGAAGGUUUAACUUUCAGGUAGUUUCUGACUUUAUGUUCUUGAACAUAUCAAACUUGUUAUUGCAGAGCAGAAUUUAAGCAUAUAUUAUUAAUCAUGUGGUGUAGAGGAGCUGCCAAGUCAAACCAAUACAUAUGAGAUAGAUAAGUAUGGCUGCCUGCAAUGAUGCUGCUGGCCCUUCUUGAUCUCGCACCACGUUGUUGUGCCCUCACUCUGUUGCUGUGAUGUUUUGUUUGAUCUUUCUAACCCAAACAUUCGAAUUGAAGUGUUAACUGACCAUGCUUUUGUAAUGGACAACAUUGAACUGCCUUUUUUGCCG
This is a messenger RNA of Cuscuta epithymum, 2799 nucleotides long. The record is from the annotation of a GenBank genome assembly. NCBI's taxonomy places the organism in Eukaryota, Viridiplantae, Streptophyta, Magnoliopsida, Solanales, Convolvulaceae.